UGUUUUUUUUUUUUUAUGCCCAACCAGAAACAGUUGCUGUAAUUCCAUCCGUGUUCUGUUUCUCUAAAUUAGUUGAAGUGGGAUAGAGUUACUAUUGCGAAGUUAAAAAAAUAUUUUUUUAAAUUCAUAAACUAUAUUGUAUUCUUUCCUUUCACCGUCAAGUUUUUUUUUGUUUGUUUUGGUUUUUUUUCAUCCCACGGUUCGGUUUUUGUCGUCCACACGGACACACUUGUUUUGUUUACCCACUGCUAGCAACGGAGGUAAACGAUGCUAGGUCCGGAUGGAAAUCGUUUUUGCGUAGAAACUACGCGGAUAUAUUAAGAGGACAUCCCGUUUUAACUUUGUAACUCGGACAAAGGGAACCUAACGAAGACUCUCCGUGGGACAAGAUGAUCGAGGUGGUGGCCUCCAUGGCUCGGGGCCCUGUGUUUCUGGCCGGGGAGCUAAUGGAGUGUCUCAUCACUUUCAGGAACCCCAUGACCCACUUCUCCACCUCUGCGAGCAGUGAGAUGUUGGCGUGGGCCAGUGCCCAGAUCCACUGCCAGUUUCACGCCAGCGAGAGCAGAGUGAGUUUGCCAAGCCGGGGCAGCAAGCAGGACGUCCAGGCCGACAGCGACACAGUCCUCAUUCCGAGCAGAGGAGAGCGAGGCCAAUGUGUUCUGGACACGCCACCCAAGAUCCUGUUCUGUGACCUGUGUCUGGAUCCAGGAGAGAGCAAAACCUAUUCGUACAGCGAGGUCGUACCUGCCGACGGCCCUCCCAGUUUCCGCGGCCAGGCCGUGAAGUACGUCUACAAACUGACCAUCGGCUGUCAGAGGGUCAACUCUCCCAUCAAACUUCUCAGAGUUCCCUUCCGAGUUUUAGUUCUGCAGGGCAUGCCAGAACCCCCAUUUACCCAGGAUGAGGAAGUUUCCCCCUCGAACCCGUUCCUGGAGGAAGAGGAAGCGAGUCGGAGGGAUGCGCGGCCUUUGGAGAGAGCGCUCGACAUGCUCAUGGUCUCCACGUCGAGACGCUGCCCGCACAUGUUCAACAUCACCAACGUGCGAGGGAAAGUGGCAAAGUUCUGCAUCUUCAAGACUCUGUACAGACUCGGGGAGGACAUCAUCGGCUCGUUCAACUUCUCCGAGGGUGACAUUCCCUGCUUACAGUAUUCCGUGAGCCUCCAGAGCGAAGAGGAGAUACGGCAGGAGUACCAGCGGCGUCCCGGCCAGCCUUUCAGCGUGACCGGACACGGACGUCAUCUGGAAUCGUGCCUGCACACGGCGUCGAGCCACUUCUCCCUCCCCGUGCCCCUCAACGUCACGCCGGGCUUCGGCACGGACAUCGUGACCCUGAGGUGGCGCCUGCACUUUGAAUUCGUCACCGCUCGAGAGCCCGCCGAGCCGCCCGUCGUGCUCCAGAACGAGUCCAAGGCGACGGUGUGGGCCGGCGCCGAGCACGUCGAGGUCGACACCUUCAGCUGGGACCUGCCCAUCAAGAUCCUGCCCACCAACCCGGCCUUGGCCUCCUACGAGUCGCAGUUCACGGGCACCAACAGCAUAAACAUUUGACUGUGAACCAAGAUGAGCCAUUCUAAAGCAACUUUUUCUGGUCUAAAUGCUGAUUGCUUACCUCACAAUGAACAUUAUAUGUUAAUACAUCCUAAUUAAAAGUGUGAUUGAAAGUGGA
Phyllopteryx taeniolatus (common seadragon) is the source of this 1668-nucleotide messenger RNA. RefSeq names its product GP1 homolog, RAB6A GEF complex partner 1 (gene rgp1). The coding region runs from base 390 to 1550 and encodes 386 amino acids. Gene Ontology annotation, biological process: retrograde transport, endosome to Golgi. NCBI's taxonomy places the organism in Eukaryota, Metazoa, Chordata, Actinopteri, Syngnathiformes, Syngnathidae. The record is from RefSeq and is a predicted model, not a curated record. The transcript has 9 exons. Gene Ontology annotation, cellular component: Ric1-Rgp1 guanyl-nucleotide exchange factor complex; Golgi membrane.